Scophthalmus maximus (turbot) is the source of this 3028-nucleotide messenger RNA. It is a transcript of the gene afg1lb, whose product is annotated as AFG1 like ATPase b. The coding region runs from base 333 to 2021 and encodes 562 amino acids. Gene Ontology annotation, molecular function: ATP binding; ATP hydrolysis activity. Gene Ontology annotation, cellular component: mitochondrion; cytoplasm. The record is from RefSeq and is a predicted model, not a curated record. The transcript has 13 exons. Lineage: Eukaryota; Metazoa; Chordata; Actinopteri; Pleuronectiformes; Scophthalmidae.
CUGAAAAACCUGCUGCUCGGUUUGUUUACAAUCCGUCAGUGGGCGCAUCGGCAUCUUUGACCCCAGUCACGAGUUGAUUCAUUUUAUCUGUGCGGUUAUGGGCAGUCACAGUAAGCUGUGUGUGAAAAGACAAUUGAUUCUGCGUUUGGUUGACAUGCGACUAAUUUGAUUCUCCAAAAUAAUUUUAAAUAUUAUAAAAUAACUUGGUGAAAGACGAACACAAUAACUAUUAAAAACCAUGCAGUCAUUAAAACCAAAGGAUAUAUUUUUGUCAAAAUUGUUGCAGUUAUUUGUUUCCACUCUUUACGGUCUUAACUGUAAAACAAAUUUAAAUGAAAAUAAAAAUGAAAACAUUUCUGAUGGUAUGUUGCGAAUUCAGCUCUUGUCACUUUAAAAUCCUCUGCAUUAUUGUGCCCGUGCGACUUGUAUGCAUGUGUGUGUUUGUGUGUGUGAGUGUUUGUGCGUCAGGGAAUCUCAAUAAAGCUUUGACGUUUCAAAACAUCAUGGCGGCUCGCACAGUGCCUUCCGCUGUCAGAGGCUUCGUGAAAUGUUUCCUCAAAGACUCAGCCCUCGGCUCCAGGAAGGUUUGCAGUCUGUCAGCCAGUUGCGCGGGAAAAGGUGACACCAGUCGGAGGAGAUGCAGUUCAUCCGCAUCAGCCUGCUCCUCCUCCUCCGAGGCAGCAGCAGCAGCAGCAGAUGUCUGUGCCUCUUCUGAAACCAUUGAGCACUACGAUCGCCUGGUUCAGUGUGGCUCCCUGAGGGAAGACGCUCAGCAGAGACACGUCGUCCGGCAGCUGGCUCAGCUGCAACAUACCCUGAGGGAGAACAGCAACAGCACACACCUGAGGCCACCUCCUCCAAUACUGGAGUCAAAAGGUGGCCCCGGCGUUACCACAGCAGAUAACAAGGGCGGUGACACUGAGGCUGAGGGAGGUCACACUCCACGACCCCCAAAAGGCUUCUACAUCUAUGGAGAUGUUGGCACAGGGAAGACCAUGGUUAUGGAUCUGUUUUACUCCCAUGUGGAAAACGGCCAUAAAAAGAGAGUCCACUUCAAUGGCUUCAUGUUAGACAUCCACAAACGGAUCCACCGGAGGAAACAAAGCCUGCCAAAACGAACGCUCGGGAAUAUGUUCACCUAUGACCCCAUAUCGCCGGUUGCCAUGGAGAUUAGCAACGAAACCUGCCUCUUGUGCUUUGACGAGUUUCAGGUGACCGACAUCGCUGACGCCAUGAUCCUGAAGCAGCUGUUCGAGACGCUGUUCGAGACUGGAGUGGUGGUGGUGGCCACCUCCAACAGAUCCCCAGAUGAUCUGUACAAAAACGGACUUCAGAGGGACACCUUCCUACCUUUCAUCGACGUGCUGAAGAAUUACUGCCACACCAUCUGCCUAAACAGUGGGAUCGACUACAGGAGGCUGGACAAGGUUGCAUCGGGCAAACUCUACUACCUCACAGGGGAGCCUGGCGCCGAGGCCUUCUUGGAUGCAAUGUUCGAGGAUCUGGCCUCCACACAAAAGAGCGUUACAGGUCCUCGGGUGCUCACAGUACUGGGCAGAGACGUGACUCUGGGCAAGACCUGCGGCUCCAUCGCCGACUGUACUUUUGACGAGCUUUGCGGCCGACCUCUGGGGGCCAGUGACUACCUGGAGAUGGCACAGCUCUUUGACACCGUCUUCAUCCGCCACGUUCCAGUGCUGACGCUGACGCUGAAGGACCAGGCCAGACGUUUCACCACCCUCAUAGACAACUUCUACGACAACAAGGUGAGGGUGGUGCUGCUCGCGGCGGCGCCUGUGGACCGACUGUUCAUCCACUCGGGAGGGGACGAUGAGCGGGACCGACAGCUGCUGGACGACCUGGGCCUCAGCGGGGAGGCAGCCGAUCGUUUGACUCUGUUCACGGCCGAGGAGGAGAUCUUUGCCUUCCGGAGGACGGUAUCCAGACUGGUGGAGAUGCAAACUGAGUCCUACUGGAUGGAGCGAGCCCGCAGUCGCAGCACAGAGCACAGAAACACGUAACAUCCCGAUUCUGACUGCCAGGAUAAUUAUAUACCUCCAGACGACACGGUACCUCGAUAACUACUGACGCUGCAUAAGCAAAAGGUUCUAUUUAGCAGAAACAGAAAACAGCUAUUUUGGGCAACCCAUGCUAAAUGUGUUAAGGAAUUAGCAGUAGUUUGGUCCAGCACAUCCAGGAAUGACCUGAUAUCCGUAGUGAAUAUGUAAAAAUGGAUGCCUGCUGUCCUUUUGAUCUGACUUCUUCAUCUUAUGCACGUGUGUUAUAUCUUUUUACUUUCAGGUCAUUUUCUGUGAUACGUACUCUGACUGUCCCCCUUAAGAGCUAUUUAAAUUUAAAUCGUAUAGAAACCUCAACAUGUGUGAAAGCAUUAAAAGAUGCUUACUUCAGGGGUAGCGAGGCGGCCAAGUGUCCUUCACAGCAGUUGGCUACCGCCCUCUGGUGGCGAAUGUGAAGAGGGUAAAAUAUUCUCACGCUGUGACACUUGAUAUGAAUUUAAAAUGUUUUACGUGAUAUUAAUCCAUAUUUUGAUUGUUUGUAAUCGGAAUUCUGUGUACAGGAAAAUUCUGAGCUAACCGUAUGUCACGUAUACUAGCUAUACUAGUCUUUAUUUUGACGAGGACAUGAAACUACAUUUGCUAUUUCUGACACUGUUCUUUGUUUCCGUCGAAGAGGGAAUUUCGUCCCGUAUUAAAAAAAAUCUAUGUAUUAAAGUCAUCAAGAAAAUUUUCUUGGAGUUUAAAUGACGAGGUUCCUGCAACCAAAAAUUGUAUUUGAUAUUUUUCACAUUUCAUCAGCUUUUGCACAUGGAACUAUUUAAAUGUUUUCUUAUUAAGAUUCUUAUAUUUAAUUGUGUGUUUAUCAUUCUUUCCAAGUUUGUGUGAAAAAGACAUCUCCCUAACUGACCAUGACAGUAAAGCUGAAAAUUGCAUAUUAAGAUAAAUGAUAAAAUACAUUGUUAGAUGUAUAAAUAUAAGAUAAAAACCUCUAAUAAAAGUACAGACAGAGA